Juglans regia (Persian walnut) is the source of this 3373-nucleotide messenger RNA. Its product is annotated as homeobox-leucine zipper protein HDG2-like. The record is from RefSeq and is a predicted model, not a curated record. Gene Ontology annotation, biological process: regulation of DNA-templated transcription. The transcript is spliced from 14 exons. The coding region runs from base 631 to 2913 and encodes 760 amino acids. Gene Ontology annotation, molecular function: DNA binding; DNA-binding transcription factor activity, RNA polymerase II-specific; lipid binding. Lineage: Eukaryota; Viridiplantae; Streptophyta; Magnoliopsida; Fagales; Juglandaceae.
CUCAAUAAGCUCGGCAAUUACUCCUCGCUGUCACAUAUUUCUCCAUCUUCUUCCCCUUUCUCCCCUUCCUUUCCUCCAUAUACUUCUCCAUUUCCUGCUCUGAAAAACUCUCUAUUUCCUCUUCAUAAAGUCUGUUCUCCUUCUCUUCUUCUCUAUCCCAAAGCUCUUAUAACCUAAACUACUUUUGUAACCCCAAACGGUGGUUUCCCUGCAGCCAGUUAACCUCAAAACAGAUCUGACCCCUUCUCUUUUUGCCCCUUCUUUUCUUGGGUUCUAAAUGUUCUUUCAGUACUGGGCUGAAGAAAAAGAAAGGGAAACGACGUUGGUGUGAAAGAGAUAUAGAAACUGAGAAGGCAGAGUGAAUUGGAUUCUCCGAGAUCUUCGUGGGCGUUAUGUAUUUUUCAUUUGGCUUAGUAUUGUGAUUUCGGUCUCUGUCAAAUAAAAGCCGUAUAAGAUUUUUCAACCCUAUCUUUCUUGACCACUGCCAGAGAAUCUAGGAAAGAGAUAUACGUACGCGCCCUUCAAACACCUCUCAAAGGAGCCCAGAAAAACACAGUCCACACAUAUAUAUAUCCCACAGCUAUAUAUUUACACACUUCGUCAGGGCGGGCGGCUCCUUGGUUUUAAAAUAUGCCUGCCGGGAUUAUGGUUCCUGCGAGAAACAUGCCGUCCAUGAUUGGGAGGAACGGGACUGUCGGUGGAUAUGGAUCAUCCUCAGGGCUUACCCUUAGUCAGCCUAACAUGAUGGAAGGUCAGCUCCACCCACUAGACAUGACUCAAAACACAUCCGAGAGUGAGAUUGCCCGCAUCCGAGAUGACGACUUUGACAGUGGCACUAAAUCGGGCAGCGAAAAUCAUGAAGGUGCCUCCGGUGACGACCAAGAUCCACGACCAAAAAAGAAACGCUACCACCGCCACACUCAGCAGCAGAUCCAGGAAAUGGAAGCUUUCUUUAAGGAGUGUCCACACCCAGAUGACAAGCAAAGGAAAGAACUGAGCCGUGAAUUAGGGUUAGAGCCGUUGCAAGUCAAAUUUUGGUUCCAAAACAAGCGCACCCAAAUGAAGACUCAACAUGAGCGCCAUGAAAACACACAACUUAGGACCGAAAAUGAAAAGCUUCGGGCUGAUAACAUGAGGUAUAGAGACGCUCUAAGCAAUGCCUCGUGUCCCAAUUGCGGUGGCCCGACUGCAAUCGGAGAGAUGUCCUUUGAUGAGCAUCAUUUGAGACUCGAAAAUGUCCGAUUAAGAGAAGAGAUUGAUAGGAUUUCAGCAAUUGCAGCAAAGUAUGUUGGCAAGCCUGUUGUGAACUACCCUCUUCUUUCUCCUCCAGUUCCUCCUCGUCCACUUGAUCUCGGAGUAGGGACUUUCGGGGGGCAGCCAGCGGGCAUUGGAGGAGAGAUGUAUGGUGCUGGAGACCUUCUUAGGUCAAUCAGUGCACCAACUGAAGCCGACAAACCUAUGAUAAUUGAGCUUGCGGUUGCAGCUAUGGAGGAACUAGUCAGAAUGGCACAAAUGGGGGAACCCUUAUGGAUGACAAACCUUGAUGGCACCUCUACACUGCAUGAAGACGAAUAUAUUAGAACAUUUCCUCGGGGAAUUGGACCAAGACCCAUUAGCUUCAAAUGCGAAGCUUCACGAGAAACUGCUGUUGUUAUCAUGAACCACAUCAACCUUGUUGAGAUUCUAAUGGAUGUGAAUCAGUGGUCUACAGUGUUUUCUGGGAUUGUCUCAAGAGCUCUGACUCUGGAAGUACUAUCAACUGGAGUAGCAGGGAAUUAUAAUGGAGCACUGCAAGUGAUGACAGCAGAAUUCCAAGUUCCUUCACCCCUGGUUCCAACUCGUGAGAGUUAUUAUGUGAGGUACUGUAAACAGCAUGCCGAUGGGACUUGGGCAGUGGUUGAUGUUUCCUUGGACGAUUUGCGCCCCAGCCCUGCAGUGAGAAGCCGAAGAAGGCCUUCCGGUUGUUUAAUUCAAGAAAUGCCCAAUGGAUACUCGAAGGUUACAUGGGUUGAGCAUGUUGAAGUUGAUGAUAGAGGUGUGCACAAUCUAUAUAAGCAGCUUGUUAGCUCAGGUCAUGCAUUUGGUGCAAAACGUUGGGUGGCCACCCUAGAUCGCCAAUGUGAACGCCUUGCAAGCGCCAUGGCCUCGAACAUUCCUACUGGUGAUGUUGGGGUCAUAACAAAUCAAGAAGGGAGAAAGAGUAUGCUGAAACUGGCUGAGAGAAUGGUCAUAAGCUUUUGUGCCGGAGUGAGUGCCUCUACUACACACACAUGGACAACGCUGUCUGGAACCGGGGCAGAUGAUGUUAGGGUGAUGACCCGAAAGAGCAUAGAUGAUCCAGGCAGGCCUCCAGGCAUUGUUCUUAGCGCCGCUACUUCCUUCUGGCUUCCUGUUCCACCAAAGAGAGUUUUUGAUUUUCUGCGUGAUGAAAACUCUCGAAGCGAGUGGGAUAUUCUUUCGAAUGGUGGUGUUGUGCAAGAAAUGGCACAUAUUGCUAAUGGGCGGGAUACAGGCAACAGCGUGUCUCUUCUUCGAGUGAAUAGUGCGAAUUCAAGCCAGAGCAACAUGUUGAUAUUACAAGAGAGUUGCACUGAUCAAACAGCCUCUUUCGUGAUCUAUGCUCCGGUUGACAUUGUUGCAAUGAAUCUCGUACUAAAUGGUGGGGACCCAGACUAUGUGGCCCUUCUUCCCUCAGGAUUUGCUAUUCUCCCUGAUGGAACCUCAAGUACCCUUGGAGCUGGAUGCAUUGGAGAAGCUGAGUCUGGCGGCUCUCUACUUACUGUUGCUUUCCAGAUUUUGGUUGAUUCAGUUCCCACAGCAAAACUUUCUCUUGGGUCAGUUGCAACUGUUAACAAUCUCAUUGCUUGCACCGUCGAGAGGAUUAAGGCUUCUUUGUCAUGCGAGAACGCUUAAUCUGCUCUUCAAACCUUGAGUUCAUGCAGUGUUCUUAUCAACUUCAUUGUGAGGAAAUUUCUGCUUAUGUAUGAUCGAGAUCAUGGGGGAGAAGUCAAGAGCGCACCUUAAAAGAUCCUUUCUAAGCAGUCCACAAAAGUGUUCAAGGAUUAGGGGUUCGGGUAUUGACUUCCUCGAACGAUUUAAAAAAUCAAAGAGCUCUUGUUACAAGUUAAUUAAUAUUAUAGGGUUGGACUCAUCCCUUUCAUCUUUCUUAACUUUGUAGUCAUCAGGGUUAGGGUUUUGGAUCUGUGAAGCUUAAAUAGUACGGACGUACGCCUGUCUUCUUUUCCCUUUAAUUCGAUCGGCUUGUUUGCUGUUUAUUUCUGUGUUUUCUUUCCCCUGCUAGCGGACAAUGCAUGAUUUCUUUUUUCACCAUUUUAAGAGCUCUUGAAAUGGAUAUGAAUCAUUUCAUCUGGUU